Actinia tenebrosa (Australian red waratah sea anemone) is the source of this 5962-nucleotide messenger RNA. RefSeq lists its product as uncharacterized. Gene Ontology annotation, cellular component: cytoplasmic vesicle; lysosomal membrane; BLOC-3 complex. Gene Ontology annotation, biological process: vesicle-mediated transport; protein targeting; melanosome assembly. Lineage: Eukaryota; Metazoa; Cnidaria; Anthozoa; Actiniaria; Actiniidae. The record is from RefSeq and is a predicted model, not a curated record. Gene Ontology annotation, molecular function: guanyl-nucleotide exchange factor activity; small GTPase binding.
UCGUGACUUUAGAGGCUUAAUCUUGGGGCAAAAUAAAGCGAUUAUUUGCCUUUUGCGCAUAUAUCUUUUAAGAAAUUUCAAGUCCAUGCUGUAGAUAGAAGUGUUAUCUCGUGGAUAUUAGAAUUUCUCGUCAUUUAAAUUGGUUUAAGAAGUAUCCAUGGCCCCGAGUCGAGGAUCAGGAUUUGAUGGACAGUUAUUUUUUGUGUAUGAUCGUGAAGCAGUAACAAAGGAAGGAGACCCACCUGAAGAUGCUAUUAUCUACUUCUAUCCACCAUYGGCAUCUAUUGAGAGCAGGGUCAGUAUUUGUGGACAGCUGGUUGGAGUGAGCAAUUUCCUGACUACAGUGCUUGACUUUGCACCUGUGCUUAUUAAACUGAAAACAGAAAAAGUUGCAUUAUUGCAGUCUGGCAAAUACACUUUGUUUUCCAAAGACCACAUAUCAUUUCUAUCAAACAUGACCAUCAUAUGGGACUGUUAUCUACCAUUCAUUCGUUACUAUGGAGACACCUUGCCUGCUGUCUUUGAUCCCUUACCAUUCCUCAAAACACCCAAGACCUCAUCUGGAAGCUUUCUCAAGGCAUCUCACAUUCUUCAAGCUUGUCAAAGACGUCGUCAUGUUCUUGGUGGCUGCAUUCUGUAUAAGAAAAGUGUGCUAUGUACUCAGUUAGAGCCGUGCAUUACCAGAAGGCUGUUGCUGUUUAAGCCUAACCAAAGUCAUCAUCCAGCAAAGCAGGUGAACACUGAAAUUAACCUUCCUUUUGGUGUUCGUAUUCUUCAUUCAUUUCUUACCACGUAUGAAUACGAGCGGCUGAUACAAGAGCUGUCGAGGUCCCCAUAUCAUCAAAACCCAUCCUCUCAUCCAACCGGAUCGUCUGCACCAGCCGAAGACGAGCAAGGAAAGGAACUAAACAGAGUCGUGGGGGAGCGAUUCAAUGGCUUGCUUCAUAAAUCAGUUCGAAAAAGAAUAGAAUCUGAGUCCCAAGGAGUCUCUGGUGCCAAAGAAAAUUGCAGCAAAAAUAAAUCUAACAAGAUAGCAAAACCGAAAACAAAAAAUCGUAGUGUCAGAGAACGAAAUGUGAGCUCUCUUGACAAAGCAGAUCUACCCUCCACACUCAAACAUGAAUCUAGUCAAAAGAAACUUAGGGGAAAAGAAAUGAAGAACGACUUAAUUGAUGGGAAUAAACUUCGUAUGGACCUGUCCUCGAAGCAUCACGAGCACUCCGAAACUUCUGACAGUACUCUCUACCAAGACAAGCAUUUAUCUGCUAAGACUGUGAAUGAGUUACCUAUUGGGAAAGAGAAUACCGACAAAGAUGACGACGAAAAUAAAGUUAGCGAGGAAAUCGGCGCCACAAGCCUUACGAAUUACCAAGAAAGGUUAAGUUUGAAAGAUGGGACUUGUUAUCCAGCUCCUAGUACGCAAGACGAUUAUCGUUGUGAUAGCAUUAGUUCAGAUGAGGAAGAAUUAACAAUGGAUGAAGUUGACGUUAAAGAACUUAAGAUUGUUUCUUUCGCGGAGAAGGAUAGCAGUUUUCCAUGUGAUGAAGCAGGAGUUUUUUCUGAAAUAAGCUCAAGUGAAUCCCAAGAAACUGUCAAAGAGGUUUGCAAAGAAUUCGUUUACGAUCUUAUUGAACAAGUUGUCAAAACGUCCGACUCACGUUCAACUCAUGGCAUAUUAUCGAAUGGUAUCUCCGUUCAUACGACGUCUGAUGAAGAUUUACCAUUCAGCUCUUUUUCUAACCAAUAUCACGAGGGACCAAAUUCACAAACCAAUUGCCAGGGUGAUAUAAUGAAUGGAUGUCGAAAGCAGCCGAUUUCUUUAGGCCUCGAUAUGGAGGAACCAAUCAACGGUCACGUCUCAGAAUCUAAUUUUGGGACCUCGGAAGGACAGCACAAUGGCAUACUUCGUAUAGGCGCGCUAGAAAAUGGCUAUUCAAACGGAGAAGAUUUAGAACAAGCUAGUGUUAAAUCUCCUGUAGCAGCAGCCGAAGAUGCUUCAUCUCAGUCUGAUCUUGGCUGUAGUACAACCGAACUGAUGGAACAAAAUGGCUGUAGAGAAAAGAGUGAAAGCAUCUUUACUAACGAGUCCGAAGAUAGACGAACUUACAGUAGCCUUUGCGGGAAUCCCGCGGGCGCUCUUACUGAUUCUUUUUCAGAAAUGUCUGACACAGACACCAAUGACCCCGCGUCUCAAAGACGAAACGAAUGUACUAUUGAUUGUUCUUCAGGAGUGUCCGACGAUGAUGCUUCAUCAAAAGGGUGCGGAAGUCCGGGCAGUGAGUAUCAUGACUCGCUGGAAGACUUCGUCACCGAUGGCGGGAUAUCCGACGAGAAAUUCCUCGAAGAAUCAAGUAGUGAACUUCUACGAGAUUAUAAAACUCUAAACAAAAACGACUUUGCAGUCAAUAAAUAUUCUCCCAAAAACCUGAACUUACCCAAGAACAAGAACUCAGAAAAAUCUUUUUUCAAAGACCUGGUCGAUGGAAGUAAGGACAGCGCUGAAACUUCUUCUAGUUGUGAGACGAAAACGAACGGUAUCAAACAUGGAGAGUCAAAUCCAGAGUCUUUAGAUUCCGGAGCGAAUGGCUGUCACAGAGAUAGCCGAACGUCAAGCGGGUUGUCAGAGUACGAUGAUACUACCUCGACAGACAUGUCCCGCGGGUGUCCCGAGGAUUGUAAGGAUACCUUGGGAGACUCGGGACUGUGUCUUUUCCAUGAAGGGUCAGAUAAUGUAUCCCAUAGUGAAACUGAAGUUGACAGCAAUCCCGGCGUGCCUCAGGAUCAUGGUGACGAUGAGGAUGCUGAAGAACAAGUUGAGCAGACAAAGGAAGACAAUGGCGACGACGAUAAAGAAGAAGUCGAUCGUGAUGAAGAAAUGGAUGACAAUGCUUUCGAGGACGUCGAUGGACUGGUCCAUUUUAACCUUUAUGUACAAGCCCACUCCAACACAGUCUUGAUUCUUCUAGCCGAGGAUCAGUUACACCAGGACAAUGAAACAAUCAAAGCUCUGUGGAAGACGUCUUUGAACGAACUCGGUGAACUGGAAGUACGGUUGAACCAGUGCCACGAAAAUCUUGACCAAUCACUCAAGCACGAAGAUUACAGCUACUUGGUUUAUGAUGGCUUAAGCAACACCACUAAGGGUAAUUUAGAGGAGCCUGUACUGCAGGCUGAUCACAUGUUUUGUGACACUGCCAAGACUGUUCACGAGCAGUUCAAUAACUGUGCUUCCCUCAGAUCCGUCACUUUGAGAAACUCAUCUUCUGCGGUGCACUGUCAAAGGAGCCUGGGACAAGAGGUCUACUUCCAUAAAAAGGGUUCUUUUAAGUCAUUUUUAAGCAGCUUAUCUCCUCGCGACCCCGCAUUUACCCUGGAGAAACGCGCCUGUAAACUGCUACACAAAGAUCAUGGCAUCAACGUGUACUAGUCUAGUCAUUCAGUCUAUUAUGAUAAUAUUUGAGGACAUAGUCCCAUUUAGUAGCUCCAGGGCUAAAAUUUACGUGAAAUUUCGCAACGUGUUAAUUUCGCGAUUCGGGAGGUCGCAUAUUUUGCCACCUAGUCUAUAGUCAAUUCCGCGAUUUCUUUAAAUAAAUCCUUCAUAAUUCGUUACCAAAURCGCACAAAUACCACGUCAUUACGCAACAUUAAUAACAAAAAAUAUAUCUUUCGCGUUAGUUUCUUGGUUCUGACGUUUUGCCAUUUUCUCAUGUUGAACCACUUCAGUUUUGCGCGGACAAAUUUUCGCGAAAAUAAACUUUAAUGCAAUGAAUGAGUAAAAUUUUUUAACUGCACUUUAUAUCGCAGCUACUUAAAUUGAUAUGAACGGAUGCAGUGGACUGAAGCGCAAGACACAUUAUAGUACGUAUUCUUGAGAUUUAGAAUAAGACCUGGAUUAAGACGAAUAGGGUAGCGGAAAGAGUCUAGACUGGUAAAAAUUGUAACGAAAAAUAACUUUCCCUUUUAUUUUUGUAUUUCGUGCGUGUAGCCUUUGCAGGCCUCAGUGGAUUUUUUUAGGACGGCCCCUAAGGAAGCCUGCAAAGCUGCUAGCGCGCGGUAUUUUCUUUUAUUUUUGAAAUAUUAGUCAAUCAGUUAGUGAGAAAAGUGGGUUCAGUUCUGGACUAAAUUCAACACUUCUUGAAGACGUUACUCCCUACCACAUCGACAAUUUGGUCAUGGGGUCAAUGAGCUUCAGUAAUUCUAAUCAUUUAUCAUGUAUAACAUGUAUAACGUCCGUUGUAAACGUGACCUACUUGAAAAACGUGCUAACAAAAUGUUACACAACACUUAUGAAUAGAAAUAUCUGCAAUAAGAGAAUGGAAUACCUGGUUGAAUGACUGUGUGCACCAUUAACUUUUUCUUUACAAAGGGGGAAUUUUGGGAUAAGACUAGAUAUGUCUGUAAAAGUACCGUUGGAGUCCUUCAGGGGACUCUAAGAUUUCAGGCUGCACAGCUUGGGUGAAAUCGGGGAAACCCUGGAAAAAAAUGUUCGCCAGAUGUAAAAAAAAAAAUCCCUUUCGAUGGCAAGAUAGUUUUUCCUUUAAUCAUUAAUAAAAGUAAUAAAUUUGCUUAAAACAAGCAAUGACAUAAAACGGAAAACAAAACAAAGUCUAGUUUUCUAUUCAUUGAAUUAGAAAUAUUCUCAAGUUUUCGAAGUCAGUUGUAACAGUCUUAUCUAUUCCCUUUGUUUGCACGUUGCGUCAUCGCGGUCAUGUUGACUUCGUUUCAAUAAUGAAUUUUUUGAUCGAAUAAUGAAAUCAAGAAUCCAAAAAUAAAUUCAUUAAUGAGGUCUACGUGUUCACGCUCGAGGUGGUUUGACUGUAACAAAUAUUAACCGCACCAACAUGACUCUCAUCUCACUUAGGAAUGCUUGCAACCCAUCAAUAGAGGCUUAGCUUUGCACCAUCAUGUGCUCACGCCCAUUAUAACUACAGAACUGCCUGUGAUUGGAUGGCAGAACAAUAAAAUCCCUUUGCUCUCGAGAAUUGAAUUAUUUCUCAUGUAAGACGAUUGCAUUGUUCCUGCCAUAUAACGUUGGAGACUAUGCUAUAGGUGGAAUGUCACCUGUCUAGUUCUCCGCAACAGUUUAACUGUUGGAAGUUUAAUAAAUAAAAAAUAAAACAUAGCUGCGGUCACGUGAUGGUGCAAAGCCUCCAUAGCAGCUUGAUACAUCCAAAUUCAAAUGUAUGCCUCUAAAUGUUAAACAAAUGUUUGCAGACAAUAGAGUGUACAUAUCUGCUAUAUAUUAGUCAAUAAGAGUGAAUCAACUUUUUUAAUGGUUUUUCACUUUAUGCCCAUGACUUCUUUGGGGGGCAGAUCCAAAAGAGACACUUUUUAACAAGUGCUUGUAAGGUUCAGUUUGCUUAAAAAUUAAGGAUUUUAGUUCAAAUUGUUUUCAUGCCGUUCGAGCAAUCAAGCGUUUAGUAUUCUGUAUUAUUUAGUUCGCAAUUGACUGAUCACAUACUCGAGAAACAAAAAGACAAUAGACAAGGGGCGUUUGACAGAUUUUCACUUGGGGGUUAAAAGUAUUAUCGCUUAUAGCGCCACUUUUGUGUUCCUAUAUAUUAACCAUUCCGAGGUUGAGAAACAACUCGGUCAAUCGCGAGUUGUAAUGUUGGACUGCUUUAGGGGACGAAAUAAACGCCAUCUUGGACGACCUAAAACAGUACAGUAUUUYUAGUAUCACUGAAUAUUGUACGACACUUACUGAGUCACGUACGUUACCAUAUCACCUCCCUUUACGUGACUCUGGAUUAUUCACUGUAAAAAAGUUACUAAUAAUAAUCAGGAGUAGUAUCAUGGGAUUUAUUCCGUAAUGUGUAGUUGAUCAGUUGUAGAUUAUAUAGAGAAGCUUUAACUUAUUAGUCUCAUUCACAGAAUGAAGGAAUUUCAGUUUUCGUGUUCUUUGUUGUUGGCAACUAGAAUGGCUCUCACGUGGUGCCGAAAGUAAAGACACGUUUUAGGA